This is a messenger RNA of Pocillopora damicornis (cauliflower coral), 3315 nucleotides long. RefSeq names its product tubulin polyglutamylase TTLL13. Gene Ontology annotation, molecular function: tubulin binding; tubulin-glutamic acid ligase activity. The record is from RefSeq and is a predicted model, not a curated record. Gene Ontology annotation, cellular component: ciliary basal body. NCBI's taxonomy places the organism in Eukaryota, Metazoa, Cnidaria, Anthozoa, Scleractinia, Pocilloporidae. Gene Ontology annotation, biological process: microtubule cytoskeleton organization; protein polyglutamylation.
GGUCUGGAUACUAGGAAAUUUGAAACCGCUGGUCUAUUGAAAGCCCUUAGAGUUUCAUAGCAACGGAAAAACCAAUCAGAAAGUGCGAUAGUUGCUAUCCGACAUAAACUAAACGACAAAGUAUUAUGGCUUCCAAAGAGCUGUGGAUCUAAAGGCGUUUACGUUAUUUAGUUCAACUGAAUUCGAUUUUAAAAGGAGCAUAGCAGUUUGUUAUGGCUGAUAAUGAACUUGAGGGUGAAAUCAGUGACAAUGAGAGCGAUUUGAGCCUUCGGGGAGAGAGCGAAUGUGAAGGCGAAGAUAGCGGUGGGGAAGAUGUUCGGGAGCCCGUUACUGGAACGACAUCAGGCGAUCGAGCCGCUACUCCUAAGAAAUCAAAGGCUAAGAAGAAGAAGAAAAAAUGGAUGAAUGUGUGCUUGACAAACUGCAAGUAUGAAAGUGUUCGCAGGGUAACGAAACGAUUCGGCAUGAAGGAGGUUGGUGAAGAUGAAGAUUGGGCUUUGUUCUGGACAGAUUGCUCUGUUGCUUUGGAACGUUGUAUGGACAUGAAACGUUACCAGAAAAUAAAUCAUUUUCCUGGUAUGAGUGAGAUUUGUCGCAAGGAUCUUCUGGCAAGAAACAUGAACCGUUUAUGGAAACAGUUUCCCAAGGAGUAUGCUGUGUUUCCUAAAACAUGGUGCUUGCCAGCAGAUUAUGGAGAAUUGCAAGCCUACUGUCGACAGAAGAAGAAUAAAACAUUUAUUCUCAAACCAGAUAGUGGUAGCCAAGGAAAGGGUAUUUUCCUGACGAAGAAUCCAAAGGAUAUUAAGCCAGGUGAACACAUGGUUUGUCAGCAGUAUGUUUCCAAGCCUUUUCUUAUCGAUGGAUUUAAGUUUGAUCUGAGGGUGUAUGUGCUGGUUACAUCUUGUGAUCCUCUGAGAAUAUUUGUUUAUGAGGAUGGCCUGGGAAGAUUUGCUACUUUAAAGUACAUGGAACCAAGUAACCACAAUGUGGAUGACACCUGCAUGCACCUUACAAACUAUGCUGUAAACAAACACAGCAAAGAUUUUAUCAGAGAUGAAGAAACUGGGAGCAAAAGACGGUUAACAACAGUAAACAGGUGGUUUACAGACAAUGGUUAUGAUGUCAAGGAAAUCUGGGCAUCAAUAGAGGAUGCUAUUAUUAAAACUUUAAUCACAGCCCAUCCAAUACUGAAACACAACUACAGGACCUGUUUUCCCAACCACAACAAGGGCAGUGCUUGUUUUGAAAUCCUAGGCUUUGAUAUUCUGCUUGAUAAAAAGUUGAAAGCUUGGGUUUUAGAGGUAAACCAUUCCCCAAGUUUUACCACUGACUCACCCCUUGAUAAAGAAAUUAAAGAGGGACUGAUGUUGGAUGCCCUCACUCUUCUUAAUUUUGGGGCAUGUGAUCGCCGCAAGAUACUCGAGGAAGACAAAAAGAGAGUACGGGAUAGACUUCUACAGAAACAGAGGCCUAAAGAGAACAAAGGGUUCAACGUGAACAAAUCAUGGCCAAACAACAAGAAAUGGAGAAUGCAAGGCUCAAAAACAGUGGGAGGGCUCCCAAGGGAUCCAAAGAUGGUCUUAGGCCAGAGAGUCCUCAUAGUCGAAGGCCAAGAAGGCCCCCGGUUAGGAAGAUGGUCCAACCUGGUAGACCAAAAUUUGAGAUUGGCAGAAGAACCGGCCAGGAGCAAACGGACACCACCAAACCAAUGACGAUAUCAGAGGAAGAAGAAUUGGAGAGAGUCACUUCCCUUCUUCAGCGGGAUAAUCUGAUAAGAGGGCUGGGUGUGGUCGAGUUUGUGUACAAACUGUUACACUGCACACCCGGAACUGGAGGACCACAGAAAAACUGCUCUUUACAUCACUCGAACACCAAUAAAGACUCGUCUUCCAAAGGUAGCUCUGUUGGCGGCCGUGAGAUAGGAGGCAGCCUGGGUGACAAACAUUCGGCCAUGUAUGGCUCUAUGGGAUUGCUGUCAACAUCUGGAGCAGUAGCCGCUGUUAACAAUACAGUCGCAGCUCAGUUGUCUCGGUUCCAGACCUAUCAACCUGCCUCUCUGUCUGCUGUUAUGAAUUUGAAAUCCAUAAAUCAACCAGCCACUUUAUCACGAAACGAUCGUCGUGCUCUUGCGUCAGUCGGUAUAGUACCAUCAGCUCCCACGGGGUUGCCCAAACACAGAUACGGCUCAAGAAAACUUUCUACAAGUGGCAGAGCAGUUAACGGCAAUCCAGAUUACGACUGGAGAUCAGGAUCAACGACUGGUAUCGAGGCCAGUAGCCUUGCUUAUAGUUUGAUUGAUCCUAGACUCGAUAACCAACCAAACACCUCGCUCAGACGCCGGUCUUUGAGCGCUACAGGGCUUAAAACUUGUGGUGAUUCCACUCAAGGAACACGCGUGGUCAAUCCGCGCGUUUUGGCAGCGGGUGGCGUGGCAGGGUCACAGACCAAUCUCUCCAGUCCAGGAGUAGUGUCGCCUGGUGUUAAUGCGCAGCAGUAUAUGUGUUCGAUGUACGCGUUUCCCAACGUGCUUAAAGUGGCACCGCAGCCUCAAAAUGGAAUGAACUUAUCUGUGAUAUCUGGCCCGGCGCCUGUCAAUUAUCGACCAAGUCCAGCCAGUAGUAGUAUAUCAGCCGAACAGUCUAGCUCGUCCCACAGGUUUACAGGAUCGCCAUCAGCGCUCAUGAGGUCAACUAAAGCUCAAAGAGCCCGCGGAGCUACCAACAAUAUGCGCCUGAAGCAACUUGAACUCCGUGAGAAUCAUGCAGUAGCCUUGAGCUAACGCAGCGGGGGAGCAGCUUCAGUUGACGUAGCUUGUAACAAAGAGAUAAGGGUUUGGAUUUGGCGUGUUUGACAUGAAAAGAAUCCCCGGAACAAAAUCAUGUCCAUAGAUCAUUAAAAUAGUGCUUCGUACUUUAUGAGAAAUGUUAAAGUGAAAUUUUUAAGAACCCCAUCGAGGAACCUGGAUUCAGUGUUUUCUAUCUAUCCAUACGUUCAUAUCGUAGUUAGUGUAGAAAGUAUAUAAUUUAUAUAGUAGUUAAGUGUGGAAUUUGAGCAAUUUUUGAAACUUUGUUUGCGAGAAUUACGACUGUUUUAAUACAAUUGUAUAUAGUUUGGUAUUAUCAAUAGAUUUCAUAUCUGACUGCGUGGUAUUUUUGCUGAAAAUGAAUGACAAUUCUCUGUUUAUGGCCAAAGACAUUUUCAAAAGUACAAUGGUUUUAAUCUAAAUAUAUUUGUACAGACUAAAAAGAUUCAUGGAGGGUUGAAAGAAUGAUUAAAUCUUGAUUAAAAGGAUGUAAAUAAUCGUCCUCAUCAGAA